Indicator indicator is the source of this 1455-nucleotide messenger RNA. RefSeq names its product phospholipase A2 group III (gene PLA2G3). Gene Ontology annotation, molecular function: A2-type glycerophospholipase activity. The record is from RefSeq and is a predicted model, not a curated record. Gene Ontology annotation, biological process: phospholipid metabolic process; arachidonate secretion. NCBI's taxonomy places the organism in Eukaryota, Metazoa, Chordata, Aves, Piciformes, Indicatoridae.
AUGUGGGAGCGCGCGGCGUUGGCGUGCGCGGCUCUGUGCGCGUGCGCGGGAGCCUGGCCCGGCGGGGCCGUGUGCGUGCGGCGCGUGGCGGGGGCGAGCGGCGCCUACGUGGCCUUCCUGAGCGGCGGCGGCGGCAGCAGCCCCGGGGCCGGCCCGACCGCUCUGGUGGAGAGCACCUGGGCCGGGCGCGGCCGACUCCGCGCCUGCUGGGCCCGCCGCGACCCGCUCCUGGCUCGCGCCUUCCGCGCCGCCUGCGCACGCCACCCGCCCGCCCCACCCAGUGCCGCGCUGCGGCGGGACCUGGCCAUGCUCUGGCGGCGCCGCGCCGCCUGCGCCGAUCCCGCGCCGCCGGCAAAGCGCCGCCGGCGGGGCUGGACGCUGCUCGGCACACUGUGGUGCGGACUCGGUGACUCGGCAGGGAACACCAGCGAGCUGGGUCUCUUCCGUGACCCCGACCGGUGCUGCCGGGAGCACGACCUGUGCUCGACGCAGAUCGCGGCGUUGCAGUUCAAUUACGGCAUCCGCAACUACUGGCUGCACACCGUCUCGCACUGCGACUGCGACGCCAGGUUCCGGCGGUGCCUGCUGGCCCUCAACGACACCGUCUCCAACCUCAUCGGCAUCACCUUCUUCGACCUGUUGGAGGUGCCGUGCUUCGUGCUGGAGGACAGCGAGGAGUGCGUCCAGUGGCACUGGUGGGGAGGGUGUGCGCAGUACGCUGUAGUGCCCCUGGCCAGGAUGGUGCAGCAGAGUCAGUACCAGUCCCGCCUGCCUGCGGAGGAGACGGGCAGCCCUGCGGGGCAGCCUCCGGCCAAGGGAAGGAAGGCCUCUAGAGCAGGGCGCAAGCGGCUCCGGCAGGGACCGGAGCAAAGCCCUAGGCUCCGACAGCCACAGAGACCUGUGACAGCCCCGCAGCUGCAGGGCCCACGCACCUUGUCCCCUGCACCCACAGGGGACACGGCCGAGCCUGCAGCCACCGGGCACCCAGCAGCAGGCAGAGCCUGCAGGCGCUACAAGCGUCUGGAUAAGUGCGAGCACCAGGUCGCUCCUCAGGAGGUGAAGUACCAGCUGCACAACGUGGGCUCCCAGACCUUCUUCCACUGCAACUGCACUCGCCGGCUGGCACGGUUCCUGCACAGGGCCAGGGACAUUAGUGAGGCAGAGGUGGCCAUUCUGGCUGACCGCAUCGCCAUGGACUGCUUUGACCUGGAGCCACCCACCGGCUGCGGCCUGGGGAAAGGGUCACAGCACAGCUGUGUGGCAGUACCCCGAGCUGUCCCAGUCCCUGCACGGCACCUCCAAAAGAUCCUGAGGCACUGGAUUCCUCUGCAUGGCACCUCCAAGGCCAAGCACCCAGACUGGAAGACACAGCACAGGGGAGGCACCGUCUACGAGCAAUGCCUGCAGCUGGCCAUGGAGCAGAGGCUGGGUACUUGGCACCAGGGGGUGCCCUGA